CAAUGGCGACAAAUAUAUUACGCCCAAACCACUCUGACAGUGGACUGUACUGAGCUUACUUUUUACGCAGCAGCUUCUUCUGUGCUUCUGAGAUCUUUUGUUACAGUGAUCUCUGAGCGCACAUAUUUCAUGUGGACGGAGCACAUUACGUUAUCUCGGACUCUCACUGCUUAAAUGUCAGAGAAUUUCUGAAGCCCUGUGGAGAAAAAUUCCGGAGAAAUUGUGAAGAAAAGUCCUGGAAAAUUGUGAAGCACUGUAGAGGAAUUGUGAAGCCCUACCUGUCAGAGAUUUUCUGAGGAACUACAGAGAAAAGUCCGGAGAAUUUCUGAAGCACUGUGGAGAAGAGUUCUGGAAAAUUGUGAAGCACUGUAGAGGAAUAUUGAAGAUCUGUAGAGAAAAAUUUGGGCGAAUUUUUCGGUGCUUUAAUGGCGGCGCUCUGGUGGCUGGUUGUGGUAGCGGUGGUAGGAUUAGCGGAGGGAAAUGAUCUUUCGCCGCCGCCUCCUGCCGGUGUGCUUUGUACAACUUGUACUACUUGUCAAAACCCUUGCGCUACUCCGCCGCCACAGGCGUCUCCGCCUACGCCAGCGUUAAUCCAGCCGUCGCCGCCUCCGUAUCAGCUAAUCCUGCCGCCGCCGCCCCCGCCUGCUUUAGUUCUGCCUCCGCCAUCGCCAUCUCCGCCGCCGCCUUCUUCCGUUGUGGUGAAUAAUAAAUGUCCUCCGCCGCCGGCUUCUUCAUCUUCGCCCUGUUCUUCUGGAUGCGGCAGCGGUUCGAAUCCUGCACCUUACCGCUACAUUUUCCCUACUCCGCCUGGUUAUAAUUCUACCUACGCUUUUCUUUACGGUCGCGCCGCCUCCUCAAAGAUGCUUCUUCGCCAAUCUUUGCUGCUUAACAUGUUUCUGGUUCCUGUUCUAGUGUUGGUUUUUAGGGUUUACUACUGAGUAGGUUUUCGGUGCCCCUCUCUGGGGUUAAAUUUAGAAAUGUAUCUGGCUAUUAAUGGUUAUUUGCAGGCAGAUCUGGUUUAUUGAGCCCUGUGGAGUUUUUCUCCGUGCGGAAGAGCUCGUUGAGCGGCGGUGCUGAUCUUUGAUGGACUUCUGUGAGUUCGGCUGGAUCUGUUUGUAAGCACAGACCCCCAUUCAGUAAAUAAUGCCUAAUUUUCUACCUCUCUAUUCAAAUAAAGCUCUGAAUGGUGGAGUCUUUUCUUUGCAUCUUGAAAUCAAUGGCAAAUUAAGCUCUUUAAGCUCUGUAAAUUCUUCUGCUCAUGCAAUCUAUUUCAGUUCAACUUUUCGUAUU
This is a messenger RNA of Cryptomeria japonica (Japanese cedar), 1290 nucleotides long. RefSeq names its product branchpoint-bridging protein. The record is from RefSeq and is a predicted model, not a curated record. NCBI's taxonomy places the organism in Eukaryota, Viridiplantae, Streptophyta, Pinopsida, Cupressales, Cupressaceae. The transcript has a single exon. The coding region runs from base 426 to 938 and encodes 170 amino acids.